Molecule: messenger RNA, 1860 nt
Organism: Musa acuminata AAA Group (dessert banana)
Lineage: Eukaryota; Viridiplantae; Streptophyta; Magnoliopsida; Zingiberales; Musaceae
Exons: 5
Coding region: 329-1108 (259 amino acids)
Biological process (GO): cellular respiration; ubiquinone biosynthetic process
Molecular function (GO): ubiquinone binding
Source: RefSeq, a predicted model, not a curated record
CGGUCGCGGUAGCGAGCGGCGUAGACCUUAUUCGACCGCUCUCCUUCCAACCCGGACGUCGUGCGGGUGGUGCCGAUGCUUCGCCAGGAACCCUGGAAUCCCUCUUCGUUCACGAUCUCCGGUUGCCGAUUCUUUCGUCGCGCCCCUCGAACUACAGAUCCAAAUCCGCAUUUCGGCCCUCGUCUCUUCAAUUUCCCAAUCUUCCGAAAGUCUAGGUCUCGUUCUCGAAUCUGUUAACAAUUGGAGUUUGGAGGUCAACAUUGCUCCGGAAAGUUCUAGCGUUUGGCGUUCGUCGGUACGGUUCUGGAAAUCAACUGUUUGGUUCAGAAUGCCGCCGAUUCUAUCGUCUUCGAAGGCGGUUGCCAGGUUUUUAUCUGGCAAGAAACGAUGUUUGGAUCUCGGAGUUUGGUCUGGAUUGGUGGGAAGCCACCCUGAGGCAGGAAAGAGGACGGCGAGAUUCGCGCAGACUCGGUGUUUGGCUAGUUUUGCUGGCUGCGGAAGUCCCUGCAUUGGUGAAGUGUUUCAUUCUGGCGAAGUGCUCGCUCCCUCUGUUGGUUAUUCCCAUCGCUACGACCAAAGAAGGUGGUUUCUUGGUUGCGGGGAUGGAGAAGAGGGAACCAUCCUUUCCAAGAUCUAUGAGGAGCGACGUGUGAUUGGGUACUCUCCUGAACAGUUAUUUGAUGUGGUUGCUGCCGUUGAUAUGUAUGAGGAGUUUUUACCAUGGUGCCAGAGGUCUAGGAUUAUUAAGCGGAAUAGUGAUGGCUCAUUUGACGCUGAGCUGGAGAUUGGUUUUAAGUUCCUCGUUGAAAGUUAUGUUUCUCAUGUAGAAAUGGAGAAACCAAAGUAUAUUAAGACCACUGCUUCAGAAAAUGGCCUUUUUGACCACUUGAUUAACAUUUGGGAGUUUUAUCCUGGUCCAGUUCCAGGAACUUGUGACCUUUACUUCUUGGUGGAUUUUAAGUUUCAGUCACCAUUAUAUCGCCAGGUGGCAUCAAUGUUUUUUAAGGAGGUGGUCUCUCAACUAGUUACUUCUUUCGAUGAUCGCUGUCGUAGAAUCUAUGGUACUGCCGUCCAAGUUCUUGAAACAUCUUAUGGACAAAGCACAUAAGCCUGGCUGGUCAUCUCGAGCACGUCAGAUGAUGAUGGUGGCUGCGAAUGUUUAGGCUAGUAAAUCAGUUUGGGAUGGCAUAAUUCGCCUCUCAAUUUGCAUGUUUCAACUACAUGCAAAUUCUUGGAUAUGUGUGAUUUCUACCAGCAUAUCCAAGUGUUUUCCAAAACCACAUUCUCUAUUUCUUUCAGGCCCUGAAAAUUCUUGUGCAAACAUUCAUCGUUUGGAGGAUAUCUUAUAUGGUAAUGAAGACAUUUCGACGAGAGAUGUGCAAACAUGCAUUGUUAUUUUACUUGCUAGCAUCGUUAGCGUUGCGGUAGAUCUUCAGUUAUUAGCAACAAAAGGAUUUAGCGAAAAACAUGUGAAUGAGAAAAUGUGUCACUGCAAAAUGGAACUCAUAUUUGCUAAUAGUAUGUGUAAAGCAAUUUUCACAACCUUUGGCAAUUGUUUUUCUGAAAUGCAGCCACUGAGGAUUAUGGUUGGCUAUAACUCAGAAUUUUGCAGAGGAAAGAGGAUUUGCUUGCAUGAGAGUGAUCUAGCUUUGUACUCUGGCCUUUCUUGGUGAAUGGAACAAAUAUAUGUCGUGGAAAACAGUACUUGAGAUCAGGGAUGUGUUCAUCCAACUUGGUGUCUGUACACAAGGUUUAGCGCAAAUACAUCAUGUUUGGUUGAUCUCUGUUUGCCAUUGCCUCAAAAUAAUCAGUCAGUGAUAGAAAUUAGGGGUAGCAUCUAAGGGCAGUUCUUUACCUCCU